Messenger RNA from Rhineura floridana, 1261 nucleotides. RefSeq names its product translocase of inner mitochondrial membrane 8A (gene TIMM8A). The record is from RefSeq and is a predicted model, not a curated record. NCBI's taxonomy places the organism in Eukaryota, Metazoa, Chordata, Lepidosauria, Squamata, Rhineuridae. Bases 145 to 438 code for a protein of 97 amino acids. The transcript is spliced from 2 exons.
AAGUCCUUUCAGUUUUGCACAUGCGCAGUUAUGCGCCAGGCAAGGCUUUGCGCGCUUGCGCGGAGGGCUGGCCUGGGGUGGCACGUGAAGGUCGCCCGCUAGCCAGACUGCUUCAUUCACUCGCUCGCUCAAGUCAGGCCCGGCAUGGACUCUUCGUCCGCCGCGGGGGACUUGGGAGCGGCCGUCAACGACCCGCAGCUGCAGCACUUCAUUGAGGUGGAGACACAGAAGCAGCGCUUCCAGCAGCUCGUGCACCAGAUGACGGAGCUCUGCUGGGAGAAAUGCAUGGACAAACCUGGCCCCAAGCUGGACAGCCGAGCGGAGACCUGCUUUGUGAACUGUGUGGAACGUUUCAUUGAUACCAGUCAGUUCAUUCUCAACCGGUUGGAGCAGACGCAGAAAUCCAAGUUGCCCUUCUCUGAAAGCUUGUCUGACUGAUUUGGCCCUUGCAAUGUCUCCGUUUCCUUUGUUAAAGGGAAAGCAACCUACUGAAUGGGAGAAGAGGAGAAAGAGGUGGGCGGGGGAAGGAGAACAGAGGAAAGGAUCAAAAGUGGUAUUAAGCUGUGAGGGAGGUUGGCCUCCACAUUUGUGACAGACUUCAGGACUUCCUGGCCAACUUGUCAGUUCUGGUUUUCAAUUCCCAUCUUGUGAGCUUUAACAGUCAAGCAAGUGAGGCCGUGCCACAUCGCUUACUUGCUGACUAGCAUGGGCUUGUGCUGCCCAAGGUGGUUUAUUUCUAUAACAGGAACUUCACACCAGAACUGUAGUAUGAACAUCUUGCUUUCCCAACAGUCUGGCCAGGGAAGUGCACCUAUCAGUACUCAAGAACUUCUUCCUUCUUGCUGAGAUACAGGGGCUUGGAGGCUUCAGAUUUUAAUGUGGAUCCUGGGAAAGGCAGGGGUGCAAAUGUGCCUUUAAAAAUGGUACUGCGCUUUAGCACGACUCUUUUAGGUUAUAUAAAUUGCUCGCCUGCCACUUGAACAUGCAACUGAGUUUGACCUUUUGUAAACCGCAUCUAGCGUUUCAGUUGGACAGAGAAAAACAGACUUAACUUGCAGAAGUGUGCCAGUAAGGUGCUUAUUCAAACCCUUGUUAGCAUAACUAGGAAGAAAAUACUCCACCGGAAAAGGGGAGGGAAUGUCACUCAUGUGGUCAUGUAAAUGUUUCACUUAAUCCAAGCACAAAAGUCCAAUUUUUACUUUCUCCAUUAAUUCCUUUCCUCCAGAUCAGCAGAAUAAACAUUAAUUAGAUCCAUUUUAAA